Cydia amplana is the source of this 560-nucleotide messenger RNA. RefSeq lists its product as uncharacterized. Bases 66 to 560 code for a protein of 164 amino acids. The record is from RefSeq and is a predicted model, not a curated record. The transcript has 4 exons. Lineage: Eukaryota; Metazoa; Arthropoda; Insecta; Lepidoptera; Tortricidae.
UCAUUUACAAAUAAUGGGACAAAUUAAAUAAUAGCGUACUUAUAGACCUCGAAAACAGUAACAUCAUGAUUGGCAAGAAGCAUUUGACAGGAGAUCGUUCACCAAGCCCGCGGUGUAGAAACCACAUGGAGAGGCGGCCGCUUCCGACGGAGCUGGAGGACGUGCCGCCGCCCGGCUUCUACCAACGACGGGCCUCAGUCGGCCUCCAUCGUGUUGGGGUGCCCAUCGAAGAGUUAAACCAAGCGUCCGGGGCGCUGAUCCAAGCACUAGAAAUCCGAAAGCGUUACAUGGCGCAGAGCUACCAAUCCUUCUCUCAUGAGGUCUCGCAGCUCCUGGCUGAGAGCAGUCCCUCGUCGCGUCGCUCGUCCAUGGACGAGGAAGACGCAAUGAGGAGCCAUCGCGCGACCGAAGCCGAGGUGGAGCAGUACCUCAGCCUGCACGUGAUAUCGUCCGAAGUCGUGAACAAGCCGUACUCAAAUCCCCACGCCCGCCGCCCGUCCGCGUCAUCCCUCCUCCCAAAGAGUAAUUUAAACAGUAAGCUUUCAUUUCUAUCCUCCUAA